Molecule: messenger RNA, 12818 nt
Organism: Petromyzon marinus (sea lamprey)
Lineage: Eukaryota; Metazoa; Chordata; Hyperoartia; Petromyzontiformes; Petromyzontidae
Source: RefSeq, a predicted model, not a curated record
AACAUUACAACGCGGGGCCUAGCCAUGCGGGGCCUUGCCUCCUGCCCUCGCCUGAUUGCAUUUGCUUUAAUUCUCUGCUAAAGUUUAAUUUGUCUUCACCUGGCUCACUAAUUUGAAACUUUGUUUCUUUGAAUUAUUUCUACAGUUUUUGUUAUCUUACCAAUGCCAAGCACACUUGAGCUGUACCGGUCUUUUUCAGAAGCAACCUGCCCACAACAAAGUGGAUUAUCAACGUGUGGAAAUGUCUGUCGGUCAAAUACUCUAAACGCGUGGUGAUGUUGACUCUAAAUGUGCAGGGAAAACCGGAAGAUCCGGAGGAAAAUCCACGCGACCACGGGGGAAUUGGUCUGAUGGAGCAAAGGCACUCAGCGCAGCUCGGUACAAGAAGGAAACGAUGCGACCAGGAUGUAAACAGCACGGAUCGUACUGGAAGUUUGAUACAGCGCCAGAGAACUCACACAGGAGAGAACCCCUUCAAGUGCACCGUGUGUGAGAAGGCAUUUGCAUGGUCAUCAGUUCUUCAGAGACACCAGAGAACACACACGGGAGAGAAACCCUUCAAGUGCACUAUGUGUGAGAAGGCAUUUACAGAGUCAUCACAUCUUAAAAAACACCAGAGAAUGCACACAGGAGAGAAACCUUUCAAGUGCACUGUGUGUGAGAAGGCAUUUACAGAGUCAUCACAUCUUAAAGAACACCAGAGAAUGCACACAGGAGAGAAACCCUUCAAGUGCAGUGUGUGUGAGAAGGCAUUUGCAAAGUCAUCAAAUCUUCAGAGCCACAAGAAAACACACACAGGAGAAAAACCCUUCAGGUGCCUUUUGUGCGAUAAAGCGUUUGCAAAGUUAUCAGAUCUUCAAAAACACCAGAGAACACACACAGGAGAGAAACCCUUCAAGUGCAGUGUGUGUGAGAAGGCAUUUGCACAGUCAUCGGUUCUUCAGAGCCACCAGAGAACACACACAGAAGAGAAACCCUUCAAGUGCAGUGUGUGUGAGAAGGCAUUUGCACAAUCAUCAAAUCUUCAGAGCCACAAGAGAACACACACAGGAGAAAAACCCUUCAAGUGCACUAUGUGUGAGAAGGCAUUUACAGAGUCAUCGCAUCUUAAAGAACACCAGAGAAUGCACACAGGAGAUAAACCCUUCAAGUGCAGUGUGUGCGAGAAGGCAUUUGCAACGUCAUCAGUUCUUCAGAGACACCAGAGAACACACACAGGAGAGAAACCCUUCAAGUGCACUAUGUGUGAGAAGGCAUUUACAGAGUCAUCAUCUCUUAAAAAACACCAGAGAAUGCACACAGGAGAGAAACCCUUCAAGUGCACUGUGUGUGAGAAGGCAUUUACAGAGUCAUCACAUCUUAAAGAACACCAGAGAAUGCACACAGGAGAGAAACCCUUCAAGUGCAGUGUCUGUGAGAAGGUAUUUGCAAAGUCAUCAACUCUUCACAGCCACCAGAGAACACACACUGGAGAGAAACCAUUCAGGUGCCUUUUGUGCGAUAAAGCGUUUGCAAAGUCAUCAGAUCUUCGAAACCACCAAAGAACACACACAGGAGAGAAACCCUUCAAGUGCAGUCUGUGUGAGAAGGCAUUUGCACAGUCAUCGGUUCUUCAGAGCCACCAGAGAACACACAAAGGAGAGAAACCCUUCAAAUGCACUAUGUGUGAGAAGGCAUUUACAGAGGCAUCACAUCUUAAAAAACACCAGAGAAUGCACACAGGAGAGAAACCUUUCAAGUGCACUGUGUGUGAGAAGGCAUUUACAGAGUCAUCACAUCUUAAAGAACACCGGAGAAUGCACACAGGAGAGAAACCCUUCAAGUGCAGUGUGUGUGAGAAGGCAUUUGCAAAGUCAUCAAAUCUUCAGAGCCACAAGGGAACACACACAGGAGAAAAACCCUUCAGGUGCCUUUUGUGCGAUAAAGCAUUUGCAAAGUCAUCAUAUCUUCAAAAACACCAAAGAACACACAUAGGAGAGAACCCCUUCAAGUGCCGUGUGUGUGAGAAGGCAUUUGCACAGUCAUCGGAUCUUCAGAGCCACCAGAGAACACACACAGAAGAGAAACCCUUCAAGUGCAGUGUGUGUGAGAAGGCAUUUGCACAGUCAUCAAAUCUUCAGAGGCACAAGACAACACACACAGGAGAAAAACCCUUAAAAUGCACUCUGUGCGGGAAGGCGUUUGCACUGUCAUCACAUCUUCAGAGCCACCAGAGAACACACACAGAAGAGAAACCCUUCAAGUGCAGUGUGUGUGAGAAGGCAUUUGCAAAGUCAUCGCUUCUUAAGAUACACGAGCGAACACACACAGGAGAAAAACCCUUCAAGUGCACUAUGUGUGAGAAGGCAUUUGCAGAGUCAUCAUCUCUUAAAAAACACCAGAGAAUGCACACAGGAGAGAAACCCUUCAAGUGCAGUGUGUGUGGGAAGGCAUUUUCAAGGUCAUCUGAUCUUAAAAGACACCAGACACCACACACAGGAGAUAAACCCUUCAAGUACACUCUGUGCAGGAAGGCCACGGAUCGUACUGGAAAUUUGACACGGCACCAGAGAACUCACACAGGAGAGAAACCCUUCAGGUGUAGUGUGUGUGGGAAGCCGUUUGCUGUGUCAUCACAUCUUCAAAGACACCAGAGAACGCACACAGGAGAGAAACCCUUCAAGUGCACUGUGUGCGGGAAGGCGUUUACACAGUCAUCACAUAUUAAAAAACACCAGAGAUCACACACAGGAGAGAAACCUUUCAACUGCAGUUUGUGUGAGAAGGCAUUUUCAACUUCAUUUAAUGUUAAAAUACACCAGAGAAUACACACAGGAGAGAAACCCUUCAAGUGCAGUGUGUGUGGGAAGGCAUUUUCAAUUUCAAUUCAUCUUAAAAUGCACCAGAGAACACACACAGGAGAGAAACCCUUCAGGUGCACUCUGUGCGGGAAGGCGUUUGCGCAGUCAUCAGGUCUUCAGAGACACCAGAGAACACACACAGGAGAGAAACCUUUCAAGUGCACUCCGUGUGAGAAGGCAUUUGCAUGGCCAUCAGUUCUUCAAAAACACCGGAGAACACACACUGGAGAGAAACCCUUCAGGUGUAGUGUGUGUGGGAAGGCAUAUUCAGAUUCAUCUGUUCUUAAAAAACACCAGAGAACACACACAGGGGAGAAACCCUUCAGCUGUAGUGUGUGUGGGAAGGCAUUUUCAGAUUCAUCCGCCCUUAAAAGACACCAGAGAACACACACAGGAGAGAAACCCUUCAGGUGCACUCUGUGCGGGAAGCCCUUUGCAGUGUCAUCACAUCUUAAAGAACACCAGAGAACGCACACAGGAGAGAAACCUUUCAAGUGCACUGUCUGUGAGAAGGCAUUUGCAUGGUCAUCAGAUCUUGAAAAACACCAAAGAACACACACAGGAGAAAAACCCUUCAAGUGCAGUGUGUGUAAGAAGGCAUUCGCACAGUCAUCAAAUCUUAAAAAACACCAUAGAACACACACAGGAGAGAAACAUUUCAAGUGCACUGUGUGUGAGAAGGCAUUUGCACAGUCAUCAAAUCUUAAAAAACACCAUAGAACACACACAGGAGAGAAACUUUUCAAGUGCACUGUGUGUGAGAAAGCAUUUGCACAGUCAUCAGUUCUUCAGAGUCACCAGAGAACACACACAGGAGAGAAACCCUUCAAGUGCACUGUGUGUGAGAAGGCAUUUGCAGAGUCAUCCCAUCUUAAAAUACAUCAGAGAACGCACACAGGAGAGAAACCCUUCAAGUGCACUGUCUGUGAGAAGGCAUUUGCAUGGUUAUCCGGUCUUCAGAUCCACCAGAGAACACACACAGGAGAGAAACCUUUCAAGUGCAGUUUGUGUGAAAAGACAUUUUCAAGUUCAUUUUGUUUUAAAAUGCACCAGAGAACACACACAGGAGAGAAACCCUUCAGGUGCACUCUGUGCGGGAAGCCCUUUGCAGAUUCAUCACAUCUUAAAAUACAUCAGAGAACGCACACAGGAGAGAAACCUUUCAAGUGCACUGUGUGUGAGAAGGAAUUUGCAUGGUCAUCAGGUUUUCAGAUCCACCAGAGAACGCACACAGGAGAGAAACAUUUCAAGUGCACUGUGUGUGAGAAGGCAUUUGCAUGGUCAUCAGGUCUUCAGAUCCACGAGAGAACACACACAGCAGAGAAACCUUUCAAGUGCAGUUUGUGUGGUAAGGUAUUUUCAGGUUCAUUGCCUCUUAAACGGCACCAGAGAACACACAUGGGAGAGGAACCCUUCAGGUGCCUCUUGUGCGAUAAAGCGUUUGCAAAGUCAUCAGAUCUUCAAAAACACCAAAGAACACACAGAGGAGAGAAACACUUCAAGUGCACUGUGUGUGGAAAGGUGUUCACACGGUCAUCAUAUCUUCAAAGGCACCAGAGAUCACACACAGGAGAGAAACCCUUCAAGUGCAGUGUGUGUGGGAAGGCAUUUUCAGAUGAAUCACAUCUUAAAAAACACCAUAGAACACACACCGGAGAGAAACCUUGCAAGUGCUGUGUGUGUGGGAAGGCAUUUUCAGAUUCAUCAAAUCUUAAAAUACACCAGAGAACACACACAGGAGUGAAACCCUUCAAAUGCAGUGUGUGUGGGAAGGCAUUUUCAUUUUCAUUUUAUCUUAAAAUACACCAGAGAACACACACAGGAGAGAAACCCUUCAGGUGCACUCUGUGCGGGAAGGAGUUUGCACAGUCAUCUUAUCUUAAAAAACACCAUAGAACACACACAGGGGAGAAACAUUUCAAGUGCACUGUGUGUGAGAAGGCAUUUUCACAGUCAUCAAAUCUUAAAAAACACCAUAGAACACACACAGGAGAGAAACAUUUCAAGUGCACUGUGUGUGAGAAGGCAUUUGCACAGUCAUCAGUUCUUCAGAGCCAUCAGAGAACACACACUGGAGAGAAACCCUUCAAGUGCAGUGUGUGUGGUAAGGCAUUUUCACAGUCAUCUUAUCUUAAAAAACACCAUAGAACACACACAGGAGAGAAACAUUUCAAGUGCACUGUGUGUGAGAAGGCAUUUGCACAGUCAUCAGUUCUUCAGAGCCAUCAGAGAACACACACUGGAGAGAAACCCUUCAAGUGCAGUGUGUGUGGUAAGGCAUUUUCACAACUGUGUAACACUCUGUGGAAGCACCAGAGAACUCACACAGGAGAGAACCCCUUCAGGUGUAGUGUGUGUGGGAAGUCAUUUUCAUAUUCAUCUGCUCUUAAAAACCACCAGAGAACACACACAGGAGAGAAACCCUUCCGGUGCACUCUGUGCGGGAAGCUGUUUGCAGUGUCAUCACAUCUUCAAAGACACCAGAGAACGCACACAAGAGAUAAACCCUUCAAGUGCAGUGUGUGUGGGAUGGCAUUUUCAAUUUCAAUUUAUCUUAAAAUACACCUGAGAACACACACAGGAGAGAACCCCUUCAGGUGCACUCAGUGCGGGAAGGUGUUUGCACAGUCAUCAUAUCUUUGUAGACACAAGAGAACACACACAGGAGAGAAACCCUUCAGGUGCACUCAGUGCGGGAAGGCGUUUGCACAGUCUGGAAGUUUGACACAGCACCAGAGAACUCACACAGGAGAGAACCCCUUCAAGUGCACCGUGUGUGAGAAGGCAUUUGCAUGGUCAUCAGUUCUUCAGACCCACCAGAGAACACACACGGGAGAGAAACCCUUCAAGUGCAGUGUGUGUGAGAAGGCAUUUGCACAGUCAUCAGUUCUUCAGAGACACCAGAGAACACACACAGGAGAGAAACCCUUCAAGUGCACUGUGUGUGAGAAGGCAUUUACAGAGUCAUCACAUCUUAAAAAACACCAGAGAAUGCACACAGGAGAGAAACCCUUCAAGUGCAGUGUGUGUGGGAAGGCAUUUUCAAGUUCAUCUGAUCUUAAAAGACACCAGACAUCACACACAGGAGAGAAAUCCUUCAAGUGCACUAUGUGUGAGAAGGCAUUUACAGAGUCAUCAAAUCUUCAUAGCCACCAGAGAACACACACAGGAGAAAAACCUUUCAAGUGCACUGUGUGCGGGAAGGCGUUUACACGGUCAUCACAUCUUAAACAACACCAGAGAACGCACACAGGAGAGAAACCCUUCAAGUGCACUAUGUGUGAGAAGGCAUUUACAGAGUCAUCAAAUCUUCAGAGCCACCAGAGAACACACACAGGAGAAAAACCUUUCAAGUGCACUGUGUGUGGGAGCGCAUUUACACGGUCAACAAAUCUUCACGACCACGAGAGAACACACACGGAAGAGAACCCUUUCAAGUGCAAUUUGUGUGGGAAGGUAUUUUCAGGUUCAUCUCUUAAACGACACCAGAGAACGCACACUGAAGAUAAAUCGUUCAGGUGCCUUUUGUGCAAUAAAACGUUUGCAAAGUCAUCAAAUCUUCAGAGCCACCAGAGAACACACACAGGAGAGAAACAUUUCAAGUGCACUGUGUGCGGAAAAACAUUCACACGGUCAUCAUAUCUUCACAACCACGAAAGAACACACACAGGAUCGAAACCCUUCAAGUGCACUCUGUGCAGGAAGGCGUUUGCCCUGUCAUCACAUCUUAAAAGACACCAGAGGACACACACAGGAGAGAAACCCUUCAACUGCACUCUGUGCGGGAAGGCGUUUGCACAAUACAUGUGUGUGCAGUGUCACCAGAGAACUCAAACAGGAGAGAAACCCUUCAAGUGCACUGUGUGUGAGAAGGCAUUUGCACGGUCAUCAAAACUUAAAAAACACCAGAGAACACACACGGGAGAGAAACCCUUCAAGUGCACUGUGUGUGGGAAGGCAUUUUCAGAUUCAUCACAUCUUAAAAAACACCAGAGAACACACACAGGAGAGAAACCCUUCAGGUGCACUCUGUGCGGGAAGGCUUUUGCACAGUCACCACAUCUUAAAAAACACCAGAGAACACACACAGGAGAGAAUCCUUACAAGUGCACUGUGUGCGGGUACGCGUUUUCACAGUCAUCUACUCUUGUAAUACACCAGAGAACACACACAGGAGAGAAACCCUUCAAGUGUAGUGUGUGUGGGAAGGCGUUUGUAUGGUCAUCACUGCUUCAAAGACACCAGAGAACACACACAGGAGAGAAACCCUUCAAGUGCACUCUGUGCGGGUACUCGUUUUCACAGUCAUCUGCUCUUGUAAUACACCAGAGAACACACACGGGAGAGAAACCCUUCAAGUGCAGUGUGUGUGGGAAGGCAUUUUCAGGUUCAUCUGCUCUUAAAAAGCACCAGAUAACACACACAGGAGCUAAACCAUUCAAGUGCACUCUGUGCGGGAAGGCGUUUGUAUCGUCAUCACAUCUUCAAAGACACCAGAGAACACACAGGCAUCAGAAGAUCCCCAAGGAGCUGAGAGAGAAACCCUUGAAGUGCACUGUGUGUGAGAAGGAAUUUGCAUGGUCAUCAAAUCUUAAAAGACACCAGAGAACUCACACAGGAGAGAAACCCUUCAAGUGCACUGUGUGUGAGAAGGCAUUUGCACAGUCAUCCUAUCUUACAAUACACCUGAGAACACACACGGGAGAUAAUCCCUUCAGGUGCACUUUGUGCUCGAAAACAUUUGCAGAUUCAUCACAUCUUAAAAUACACCAGAGGACACACACAGGAGAGAAACCCUUCAGGUGCCCAUUUUGCGGGAAGGCAUUUGCACAGUCAUCAGAUCUUCAGAGCCACCAGAGAACACACACGGGAGAGAAACCCUUCAGGUGCCCAUUGUGCGGGAAGGCAUUUGCAAAGUCGUCAGAUCUUCAGAGCCACCAGAGAACACACACGGGAGAGAAACCCUUCAAGUGCAGUGUGUGUGAGAAGGCAUUUUCACAGUCAUCAAAUCUUAAAAAACACCAGAGAACACACACAGGAGAGAAACCUUUCAAGUGCACUGUGUGUGAGAAGGCAUUUACAGAGUCAUCACCUCUGAGAAAACACCAGAGAACGCACACAGGAGAGAAACCCUUCAAGUGCAGUGUGUGUGGGAAGGCAUUUUCAAAUUCAUCUUAUCUUAAAAUACACCAGACAACACACACAGGAGAGAAACCUUUCAAGUGCACUGUGUGUGAGAAGGCAUUUGCACUGUCAUCAGUUCUUAAGGGCCACCAGAGAACACACACAGGAGAGAAACCUUUCAAGUGCACUGUGUGUGAGAAGGCAUUUACAGAGUCAUCACAUCUGAAAAACCACCAGAGAACGCACACAGGAGAGAAACCCUUCAAGUGCAGUGUGUGUGGGAAGGCAUUUUCAAGUUCAUCUUCUCUUAAAAUACACCAGACAACACACACAGGAGAGAAACCUUUCAAGUGCACUGUGUGUGAGAAGGCAUUUGCACAGUCAUCAGUUCUUCAGGGCCACCAGAGAACACACACAGGAGAGAGACCUUUCAAGUGCACUGUGUGUGAGAAGGCAUUUACAGAGUCAUCACAUCUGAAAAAACACCAGAGAACGCACACAGGAGAGAAACCCUUCAAGUGCAGUGUGUGUGGGAAGGCAUUUUCAAGUUCAUCUUCUCUUAAAAUACACCAGACAACACACACAGGAGGGAAAGCCUUCCUGUGCACUGUGUGCGGGAAGGCGUUUAAACGGUCAACAAGUCUUCAAAAGCACCAGAGACAACAUACUGGAGAGAAACGCUUCAAGUGCACUGUGUGUGAGAAGGCAUUUGGACGGUCAUCAGUUCUUAAGAGCCACCAGAAAACACACACAGGAAAGAAACCCUUCAAGUGCACUAUGUGCGGGAAGGAAUUUGCAUGGUCAUCAAAUCUUAAAAGACACCAGAGAAUUCACACAGGAGAGAAACCCUUCAAGUGCACUUUGUGUGAGAAGGCAUUUGCACAGUCAUCCUAUCUUACAAUACACCAGAGAACACACACGGGCGAUAAACCCUUCAGGUGCACUUUGUGCUCGAAAGCAUUUGCAGAUUCAUCACAUCUGAAAAUACACCAGAGAACACACACAGGAGAGAAACCCUUCAGGUGCCAAUUGUGCGGGAAGGCAUUUGCACAGUCAUCAGAUCUUCAGAGCCACCAGAGAACACACACGGGAGAGAAACCCUUCAGGUGCCCAUUGUGUGGGAAGGCAUUUGCACAGUCAUCAGAUCUUCAGAGCCAUCAGAGAACACACACGGGAGAGAAACCCUUCAAGUGCAGUGUGUGUGAGAAGGCAUUUGCAAAGUCAUCAAAUCUUAAAAAACACCAGAGAACACACACAGGAGAGAAACCUUUCAAGUGCACUGUGUGUGAGAAGGCAUUUGCACAGUCAUCAGUUCUUCAGGGCCACCAGAGAACACACACAGGAGAGAAACCCUUCAAGUGCACUGUGUGUGAGAAGGCAUUUACAGAGUCAUCACAUCUGAAAAAACACCAGAGAACGCACACAGGAGAGAAACCCUUUAAGUGCAGUGUGUGUGGGAAGGCAUUUUCAAGUUCAUUUUAUCUUAAAAUACACCAGACAACACACACUGGAGAGAAAGCCUUCCUGUGCACUGUGUGCGGGAAGGCAUUUACACGGUCAUCAAGUCUUCAAAAGCACCAGAGACAACAUACUGGAGAGAAACCCUUCAAGUGCACUGUGUGUGAGAAGGCAUUUGGACGGUCAUCAGUUCUUCAGAGCCACCAGAAAACACACACAGGAGAGAAACCCUUCAAGUGCACUGUGUGUGAGAAGGCAUUUGCAGAGUCAUCAAAUCUUAAAAUACACCAGAGAAUACACACAGGAGAUAAACCCUUCAAGUGUACUCUGUGCGGGAAGGCGUUUUCACAGUCACAACAUCUUCAUAGACACCAGAGAACACACAGGCAUCAGAAGAUCCCCAAGGAGUGUCGUCUGAAAUCGACUUGUGCUGCAAUGAGCCCAUCCCUCCUGAAAAAAGAACCAGAAGUAAAUUCCAGCUUGGACACUAUGAAAUGUAUCAAGGUGAAAUUUGAAGAGGCAAAGGUGAAAUGUGAAGAAGUGAUGGUGAAGAGCGAAGAAGUGAAGGUAAAAUGUGAAGAAGUGAUAGUGAAGAUCGACGAAGUGAAGGUCAAAUGUGAAGAGGUGAUGGUGAAGAGCGAAGAAGUGACUGUAAAAUGUGAAGAUGAAGAUUCAACUCCAAAAUUGGACCUUCCCAUCGAUGGAGGCAAUGUGAAGCAGGAGGAGAAUUCUGACUGUGAGGCAGAGCGAGGCAACUCCCAGCAGUUUGUGGAAGUAGAGGUGUGGGUGGACUUCUUAGACAAUACAAAGUCAAAUGGAGACCCGGUAGAUGUGUAAGCUUGAGACAAUGAAGUUCCAAUAGAUUAACCUUUGUCACAGGCCUUUAAUGAAAAUAAAGUGAAGUUGAACACUCAAUUCCUCGGUUCAACCUGCAGAGUAAGAGCGGCUAGUUUUUGCAAACCUGUGGGUUGGGUAGAUCUCUUACCUGGAACCAGAGCCAAUAAGCUCCAAAGCAUUCACAAUGUUUUCAUAUUAUUUAUGUGGUGCUUGCUUAAUCGCCUCAGCAACUCGGAGUUUUGCAUCAUCUCAUCACCAACAUUCGAAGAGCAUGUUGUAUAUAUGCCUUUUCCAAAAAAAUACAUUGAGUGAUUGCCUACUUUUUUUUGUAAUAAUUUUGAUUGGGAUGUAGCACUGGGGCACAGAAAGUGUGAGUCCCAUCCCCUGCCUCCUACCUUGCCACACAAAAGACAACUGGAGGAUAAUUACUCACAAGCCUGCUUGGGAAGUUAUAAAAUGUAAUAAAAAACGGCAAUCCUCAGUUGACUUCAAGAGAAGGCCGCCAUGAAGGAAACAACCCACAAAACAAACAUAAGACGGAAACAGCAGGAGUUACGAACCUCCCCCGGACAGCGAAAUCCACCCAAGGGCAGUUAAUACGAGCUGACUGGGGCUUUUAAAAUACAACAGUAAAGUUCGAAGCUUAGCUAUAUCUUCAACUUCAGGAUAUCAAAAUAUAACGGAUCCCUGUUGAUACAGAUGGGAAACAAAGGUUAAUAAAACCCUCGGAAUAUCUUUGGUAACAACUAUGGUAUAGCACAAAUCUUGGUGAAGCAUGAACCAAAUAAUAAUUAUGAAAGUAUUAGACCUAGGGUCAGUCAGAAGAGAUACAAUGCGUAAUGUCAAUCACACACGACCAAGAUAAUGUAUUCCACGGGAUCAGAGCCUGACCAACUGCCUUUGUCUUCCAGGAGCUAACAGCACAUGGUAGCAAUAAAUUAUGUAUGCAGGGUGGCGCCUCCCCCUAAUAUAUCCAAUACCACGCAUUAAUUCCAAACCGCGAUGUGAGUGCUGUGAACGCUGCUCAAAAGGUACUGUGAGUCGCUUGCCGAGUCAAAACUGUGGAAAGUUGUAUGGUACCAAGCUGUAAGAGGUGUAAAAAAAAUGUUUACUUCCAACCCGUGAUGAGAGGACGGAAAAUAUGACAACAGCAAGCACAGCCGUGCACAAUAGGUCACGACUGCAAAGGCCACAGCGCCCCUUUUUGAGUCUGAGGCAAAAAAAGUAACACUUCCAACUUCCAACCCGUGAUAGGAGCGUGGGGAACGCUGCCCAAAACCUUAACGGAAACAUGGCGGUAAUAAAGACAUCCGGAAAACAAACAGCCCAAGCAACAGAAAUAAGUAUUUUAUACCUGCGUGACUUUACCGAAAGAACCAAAGAGUAUAACUUGAUCUGUAGCUUGUCCUCUGUGCAGCACGAGUCGUACAGACAACUGGAAGAGGACUCUUGAAGAGGGGAGGGGGGGGGGAGACGACAGGCGUUGUCUGUCCAAGUCGCUCCACAGUCUACAAUGAUCAACAGUCUGGUGCCAACGGGGGUGACGCGCGGCAACCAGAGGAUGAGCUGCAAGCGGUGUCUGGCGACGAGAUCAUCGCGCACAUCGACGCAGACGGAGCUGGACCCAUCAUACCUGCCUGCAUGGGCACUGCCGAGAGCGUGACCAGCGUGCCGACUCGGCAACCACCCCAGCGGUGGAGAGAGACUGACGAAGCAGCCGAGAGCACCGUGUGUUCGACACACACGCCGACCCAGCACCCCUCCUGGGGACCUGAGGUGUUUUCGGUACAAGGAAUGGUGCACCUCGGAAGCCGCUAACUUAACAGUUAGCAAGAAGACAAUACACACCCACACACAUAACGCGCAUAUUGGUACUAAUUAUAUCGUUCCAAAAAGUUAUCUGUUUCGAAAAGGGUUGCCAUCCUAAGGUGGUGCGUUAACUAUUAGCUGAUCGUGAAUAGCAUUGUUCUGUCCAUUGAGUUACAUGAAUACGGUCGUUUAGAAGUAUUUUAUUGAUUCAUUUUCGUUAAUUUCAUAACCUUACCAGUGAAUUCAUUGAUGACACUAAACAUAAGCAUAUAUGUUACGAAUCUACACUCUCACAGGAAUACUAUUGUGUUGAGAUUAUUCUUUUGGUCACAGAAUCUUGCUCCGAAUUCAUUGAUCUCCCAUUUACCGAAAAAACUAAGAAUAUGAUAAGCAUCUGUUAGCCAAAAAGGCACACUAGCACGCACACGAUUGUUUCAGGACAUUUCGUUAAUUGCAUAAUCUUACCAAUGAAUUAAUUGACGUCUAAUUAUGCCAUUUUGCACAUGUCUUUUUUAGCACGUUUCAUAUGCAUAUUGUCAUAUUUUUUAAGGACUUUUCAUAUAGCCGUGUAUGGUUUCGCUACUCUGAGGAGUUAGCCGAUUGUUCUGUUAUUCAGUUUUAACAAACGUAACCAUUGAGGGUUAAUUGUACGGAACAAUGAGGACUACUUAAGGAGUACGGUGUUGACAACUCCAAUCAUAAGUGUUUGCAUUUUAGUGUGUUUAGAUAUUAAAGUUGCUUAACACGGAA